Messenger RNA from Moneuplotes crassus, 1114 nucleotides. The record is from the annotation of a GenBank genome assembly. NCBI's taxonomy places the organism in Eukaryota, Ciliophora, Spirotrichea, Euplotida, Euplotidae.
AUAAAGUUAUGUCAAGAUUUCUUCAUGGAGUAGGGAAGCCCAUCAAAGUUUGGGCUAUCUUAACAGUCUUGGUGAUUCUGUGCAGAGUAGGUACCUGCCAGAAGCCUAGCUUCAACAACGCACCAGUCAUAGGUGUCAUGACUAUGCCAUGUCAAUUUGGGGAAAUCGAGGAAGAUGGUCGCUUCCAUCCCUUUGACAGUAAGACAAUGAACCCUGAAGAUCACUUUUAUUAUGGACUAUUUAACUCAUACAAAACAUAUCUUGAGAUAGCAGGUGCUAAAGUAGUCCCGAUCAUUCAUGAUACUCCUAGAGAGAAACUUUUACCCCUCCUUGGCAAGCUAAAUGGGGUACUUUUCACAGGUGGAGGACUAGAUCUUGUCGAUCGUCAGACCAAAGAAUACCAUGUUUACACAAAGACAUCACAAAUAAUCUUUGAUUAUGCUCUCAACCAGACUGAUAUGGGUGAUUAUUUCCCACUUAUUGGUAUCUGACAGGGAUUCCAAUUGCUUAAUAUCCUAAAAUCGGAUGAUAAACUAGUCCUCAAAAGUGCACCAGCAAGCUUUAAGCUGAAUGAUUACCUGCUUCCUUUCCUUGAUGAUUACUCGGACUCAAGGUUUUUCAGCUACAUUGGUGAAAACAAAGAAUGGAUUUACUCCCAUGAAAAAUUAGUCAUUAACCUUCAUGACUGGGGAAUUUACCUUGCAGAUUAUAUCUACAACAGGCAAGAAUUGAGAGAUUUUUACAAGAUCAUUACUUAUGAAGAGGAUGACCACAGAAGGUUCUUAGUUACAGCUAUAGAAGCGUUUGACUACCCCAUAUAUGGAGUGCAAUUCCAUCCAGAGAGAACUUUCUUCAGGUUCUCAGACAAGGACAAUUACACUAGAAGCGCAGAGGCAAGGAUGCUUUCAGAAGAUCUGAUCUUUUACUUUGUAGAAGAAGCUAGGAAAAAUCAGCAUUACUUUGAAACCCAAGAAGACCUUGACAAACAUAUGUACGGGUGCCAAAGGAAGACCUAUGGCUACAUCCAGUCUACAGGAGAAUUCAUUCAGCCAAUCUUGGUUGACAGCACUUGUCUUGGCUAUGAUUAAUUAGAUCAGGAGAAUUUCAAUCUGAA